This is a messenger RNA of Thunnus maccoyii (southern bluefin tuna), 888 nucleotides long. Its product is annotated as dual specificity protein phosphatase 19-like. The record is from RefSeq and is a predicted model, not a curated record. The transcript has 6 exons. NCBI's taxonomy places the organism in Eukaryota, Metazoa, Chordata, Actinopteri, Scombriformes, Scombridae. Gene Ontology annotation, biological process: regulation of MAP kinase activity; protein dephosphorylation. Gene Ontology annotation, cellular component: cytoplasm. Gene Ontology annotation, molecular function: JUN kinase phosphatase activity. Bases 157 to 786 code for a protein of 209 amino acids.
GAUGAUGAUGAUGAUGAUGAUGAUGAUGAUGAUGAUGAUGAAGAUGAUGAUGAUGAUGAGGCUGACUGGCAAGGACAUGGAUACAGGAGCCAAGUCCACUCCAGCCUGGUCCAGUCCAGUUCAGCACAGUCUAGUUCAUUCCAGUUUGGUUUGGUCAUGCAGUCCCUGGCGGAGGAGAUCCAGAGUUUCUCUCGGACACGACUGAAAAAGCAGUGUACUCGUGUGACAUCCCUGAGUGGCCGCCGCAUCAUCGAGACCUGGAAGGGUUCUACAAUCACUGUGGUUGAAGACCCUGUCCCCACAGAGAGGAUGCUGGGAUAUGUACCUGACACUUCCUGGGACCUGCAGGUCGGCACGGUCAAGCCCUACCUGCUGCUGGGUUCUCAAGAUGCUGCACAUGACUUUGGCACUCUGAGAAAACACAAGGUGUCUCACAUUCUGAAUGUGGCCUUCGGGGUGGAGAACGUGUUUCCUGACCUGUUCAUCUAUAAGACUGUCAGCAUUCUGGAUCAUCCCGACACUGAUCUGCUGCUUCACAUCCAGGACUGUUGUGACUUCAUCCAGCAGGCUCGCAGUGAGAAAGGUGUGGUGUUGGUCCACUGUAAUGCUGGUGUAUCACGGGCACCAGCAGUGGUCAUUGGCUACCUAAUGUCAUGUGACGACCAGUCGUUUGAUGACGCCCUCUUGUUGGUCAAGUCAGCUCGGCCUGCCUCCUGCCCCAACCCUGGCUUCCUGGAACAACUGAGGAACUACAAAACACCAACGAUGAAUGGAUCCAAACACUAAAGGAUGAAGAGAAAAUGUUUGAUUAAUCUCUGUGGGGAAAUUCAUCCUCUGCAUUUGACCCAUCCUCGCUGUUUCAGAGUGGCAGGCAGCCACAAACUUCAG